UCCCAUAAGUCGCUCCACAUCAUCUGCGAGCAACAGUCGACAAAUCCACAACGAAAAUGAAGCUAUUUUGCAUCAUUGGCAUUAUCCUUGCGCUGUCUGGGGUAUCGCUGGCCCUAAAGGAUCCUAUCUGUGGUCAACAACCGGAAAAGCAGGGCGUUGGGAAUAGUACGACUGCUAAAUGCCUGGCCAAAAUUGUGAGGUUUAGCUAUUAUCGCGACAGGAACGAGUGCGUAAGAUGGAUAUAUGGAGGAUGUGGUGCGAACGAAAAUAUUUUCGGUACGAAAGAGAAAUGCGAGGAAAAAUGCAAGGUAUAAUCCAUUGUUAAAUACGAGUAAAUUGUCUUACAAUAAAAUGAUAUUCAAUUAAA
Drosophila subobscura is the source of this 367-nucleotide messenger RNA. RefSeq names its product male accessory gland serine protease inhibitor-like. Gene Ontology annotation, molecular function: serine-type endopeptidase inhibitor activity. The transcript has 2 exons. NCBI's taxonomy places the organism in Eukaryota, Metazoa, Arthropoda, Insecta, Diptera, Drosophilidae. The record is from RefSeq and is a predicted model, not a curated record. Bases 57 to 314 code for a protein of 85 amino acids.